Molecule: messenger RNA, 4888 nt
Organism: Electrophorus electricus (electric eel)
Lineage: Eukaryota; Metazoa; Chordata; Actinopteri; Gymnotiformes; Gymnotidae
Gene: nhsl2
Product: NHS-like 2
Biological process (GO): cell differentiation
Source: RefSeq, a predicted model, not a curated record
CCCUCCUGCUGGUCGGGAUUUUGUAUAGCGCAUGACGUCUUGUUGAGCGAAUAUCUGCUGAAGGGCAAUGGGUUGCUGAAACCUCCCUCGCAGGUUUCGAUGCUGGAGGAAUGUAUCGUAUUGUAGUGUAACAGUGCUCCGCGCAGUGGACAGUCAAUUGCAAUGCAAAAAAAAAAUGCCUCCACUGUACUCGCGCUUCAGAGCCAGGUUCUUCAACAACAGAGUUAAUCGCAAAGAAAACACGCGCUAACAAGACUGGGACAGAACAGAACAGAAGAUGCCGUUUUGCAAGCGAACAAUUGUACCUAAAGAUGUGUGCAAAAGUGCUUCGAAGAGUCGGGGGGCGAUUUUCACGGACUUGGUGGAUGUGUGCGGCUUUACCCUGUGCUCCAUUCUCAGACAGCUUUCGGAUUUAUCUAGACAAUCGGUCAGCAUCUUGGAAGAGCUCGAGGGCGAACUUGCCUCCAUUUGUUAUCGAUCCGGAACGUUGGAGAACAAAGUUAUUAAUUUGCAAAGACACAUCUCAGUACUUGCGAGCAAGCCGCCACUAAAGACCACCACCAACUUGGACUCGGAGAGCAAGCGAACGGCCCACUUCCAAUCGUCAUGGCAACAGCAUGUGAAUGUGUUCGGCUCGUGGAGUAGGCCGGAGUGCGUGCAGGAGCUGCACCAGGAGGCUCAGCUCAACCUCCAGAGCCUGCUACAAGAUUUUGAGGAGCAGCUGUAUGAUAGCCGGGUAACUGGCCAGACCUUUCGGCACACCUCCUCUCAGAGCUCAGAGGACACUUCCACCACGCUUAGCCCAUCACCUUCCUCACUCAACAACAAGAAGCCUGAGUUUGUCUUCCUGCCAGCAAAUAAGCAGGUGUGUGAAGAUGACGCAACUUCAGUAGGCAUUCGGGCUCAGGAUACAGCACUUUGUGGCUCAGAGCGCCCCCUCCUGGGCUGGAACUCCUCCCUGGGACCUCCUGUUGCUGAGAAACCUCGCUGGCACCUGGGUCGACACACCCCAGCCCAUCUUGUACCAAUCAAUGUCACAGGCCAGAGCUUUGAUAAGCACGCCAGCGAACUCCAGGCCCCCUUUAGAACUGACACGGCGGUCAACCCAAAGACCGUCCGCCGCCCGAGGAGUGUGAUCGCAGGCCCCGAUGUCACGCUGCACUGCCAAGGUGACAGCAAGAUUCUUGCUGUUGAUUUGAUACAAGGUGCCUGUUCUCCUGACUCCUCCCAGCCCAGAUCUUUGGAGCCUACCACACAGAACACAGGCGAGCAGCGCAUACCCUUACGGAAGACCCAGAGUAACUUGGAGCACAGUGUCCCCCCCUCUCCAAAGACCCCCACAGGCAUGAUGGAUCAUGCCACUCUUAUGUGCCCUAGCCCUUCCUGGAAUGGCCCAAAGGGCUCUACCUUCUCUCCUUCCUGGAAUGAAUCCUACAACUAUGCUUUGGCCCCAAGUCCUGUUGCCAAGCCACCUUUGUCCAAACCUGGGAUGUUAGCACCAGCUGCUGGAGGAGGUGGUCUUACAUGUCCAUCCCAGACCAGCUCCGGUCUGUCCAUGAGCUCUGGGUCACACUCCAGCUCGUUCACUUCCAUCUCAGAACCUUCUGGACACAGGCCAUUUGCAGCCACACAUGGCAAUGCUUUUACAGGAAAGAGGAAUGAGACUGAAGGUGCAGUGGGCAGUCCAAGUGCAAGCAAUAGCUUCAACAAGAGUGAGCGAGAGAAGAGGUCAGCACGUGCCAAUGCUUUCAAAUUCCGUGAGCGCUCUCUUUCAACGCCAACAGAUUCUGGAUCACUCUGCUCGACAGACAACAUGUGUGGUCCUGGUGAGACAGUGCCUAUGGUUCGUGAAGGUGAGAGCUAUGCCCUACUCUACCCGAGCAACAGCUCUGAGGACAGCACUAGCACUGACAAUGUCUCUGGCACUACAGGCUCAGACUUCUUUCCAGAAGGUCGUCUGAGGUCUCGGUCACGUAGCAUCUCACUGAAGAAGCCCAAAAAGAAGCCACCACCACCAGUACGCAGUGUCUCCCUGAUGAAGAACUUGUCUGAGGCUGGCAGGAUGACCUGCCAUCAUGGUGAAGGGCACCUAAGAGACGGCAGGCCCAAGAGCCUCUUCAUUCCUCGAGAACACAAUCUCCAAGAUUCAUUUUGCUCUGAUUUCCUCAUGGCUUCCAAACCAGAGGAGGAGACCCACAGCAGCCUCGAGACAGCCUCUGAUACCUCUCAGCCCCCUGAUAGGGAACCAGACUUAGCCUUCCCUCCUCAUUGGCAGCUCAAUGAGUGGAAGUCCAACAAUGAUCCUUACCGCUCAUUGUCAGGUUCCAGCACUGCCACAGGUACUACAGUGAUAGAGUGCAUUAAGGUGCAUGGAAGCUCAGAGUCACUGAAUUCACCAUCAACCUCUCGAGCCACUUCUCCUUCCCAGCUCUCUGUUGAAGCUGAAACUAAGGUCUCUCCAUUCAAGCCUCCAUGUCUCAUGUCCCCAUCCAGUGGCUACUCCAGUCAAUCUGAAACACCCACCCCAACUAUUGCAAACUCAGUUAUUACUGGACCCACUGUAGCAGGGUGCAAGAUGCGCCCAAAAAUUCCAGAGAGAAAGUCAUCACUUCCAGCCACCUCCCCAAAGGACAAAUCUCGAUCUCGCCUGUCUUUUGAGCUACCUGUGAAUUUACAAAUAGACCUGUCAUCUGUCAAACCCAAGACUAAAGCAGGCAGGAGGCACUCUGACACAUCUACAACCAGCAAACCAGGAAAACUCAGUCCCAGUCAGUCAUCGCAGCCUAUGGUUACAACAACAGACCUGCGGAACAUCAGACUCCGCUCAGUGAGCCGGUCAGAACUCGAGGAUAAUGCUGAUGGCUCCUCGGACAUCAUAGAGGAGGAACAAGGGCGUGACCUCAGUCCUCCUAUCACCCCCUCGAGCUCUAAACCACCCAAGCCACCAGUUGCAGUAAAGCCACCACUGCCUAAGAGACCCAUGAACCUGAUGCUAAAGUCUCCCUCAUCUUCACCUCAUGCCCAGGAGUCUCCACCACCCUCUCCCGUAGAUCGACCCAUGCCAAUAGGGAACAUCUACAUGGUGGUAAGAAAGCCCAAACCUAAGAAGCCACCUCAGUCACCAGUCAGUCCAUGUGCAGUCAUCGCUCAAGAGCAACUGCCCAGCUAUCCACCCCCUUUACCUGAAUUUGACCUAGAACAUGGGAUCCCAAUUGAGGAAGAGUUUAUCUUUCCCAGCAGCCCAGAGAAAGAGGACAAAAGCAAGACUUUUGCUAGUCAAGUUACCAUCUCCUGUCUUGCUGAAUUGGACAAAAAGAAGCCCAAGGUUCCCCCACCAGUGCCAAAAAAACCAAACAUCCUUCUCUUACCUUCACCUACUGGCCAAGCCAAUGGCACUUCAGAGAAGCAGACUCUUGUACUUGACAGUGGUUCUCAGUCACCCAUAGGGCCACCUCCAUCUGAAGUAGAAGAAUCUUCCUGUAAAGAAGAGGGCCAAGAAAUGCCUAAUGACCAGCAGAUCCAAGAGAGUGAUGAGAGUAAUGUACCUCUUCUUGAUCUAGGAGACCUGGACACUCUUGGAAGUCUGGAAAAUCAUGAUGUGAUAGAGGACAUUAAGGAUACACUUCAAGAUGUUGAUUUAAAUGCCCUCACUACAGAAGCAGUAACAGAAACAUCACUAGAAGAGCAUGCCUCUGUCAGUGACAGGACAGAACUACAUAUCACUGAAGAGACAGAUGAUGAUGUGUUUGUUCACACAUCUACGACCCAUACAACUGAAGACCUUUUCACGAUCAUACACAGGUCAAAGCGGAAAGUCUUAGGCCGCAAGGAGCCAGUGGACUCGUUUGGCAGUCGCCAGAGCCUUGUGUCACCUGUGAAAAGCGGCAGCAGUGACAUCCGCACACUGACCCUUGGAAGCAUGCCGAGAUCAAGCUCCCGGAAUGAGAACUUCAUGGCACUUCUCCAGAAAAAAAGCAGCAAAUCAAGUAGUGGCACCCGGGUCUCAGCCAUGGAGCUGCUAAAGAGCACGAACCCUCUGGCUCGCCGCAUCACCGAGUUUUCUCAGUUGGAUCCAGAUGCAACUGGCACUGACCCGUCUAAAGUGGCUCAGUCAGAGCAGUGAUCAGUCCUGUGGAAAGCUAUAUGUAAGAUCCUGUUGUGGCUGGUUUUCUGUUAAUGCUCUACUGCACGUCUAAAUGGUUUAAUUUCCCAGGAUCUCUGUCUGAAGUGAGGUGUUUUUGAGUUAUUACUUUGGAACACCCCGGUGUCAACCUUUUCUGCUGUUGAUGUAUUUUUGCUGUGGAGCAUUGUCCAAAUCAGAAGGAUGGAACCCAGCGAUAAUGGGAGGUUCUAAAAUAUUUGAGUUGGCCUUUUAUUCUGCCGCUGAGAAUGUGUUACUUGAACUCUCUUGUGGAAAUAUACAAAUGAUAAUAUUUUGAUACUCUACAAAAAUUAAGGAGCGCCAGCCUGUGUAUGUGGCCAAAAUCUGUAAUGCCCAAUUUUAAGACACAGGACUGAGGUAGGUUUAAAAAGAUAAAAUAUUUUGUGAUUAGGAAGUAGUUUGUGGUAAAUGUGCUCACUGAGCAAGUAUCAGUGUCCUCUUCAGAAACAAACAUUCCACAAAGGUUGCAACCAAGGUCUGGUACCCCUUCAAACAAAGCACUUUUUAUUGCAAGAAAUAGUUUACAGCUUAAAAAUCUAUAUUUCAUUAGCCUUUGAUUUUCCCCAAAAACAUAUAAGAGACAAUAGAAAGAUUUAUUUAACCUGUACAAAGCUACAUAUAGAAUAUAUACUAAAGUAUAUAUUGAAGAUUAGUUGAUAAAAUAGGCAAGACACAAAACUGUCCAUGUUUGUGAUUUCACUUUAAAACUGCCUAUUGUGAGAGUGU